CAAUUAGUACCGCCCACUCAGAUAUUCUCUGUUGCGUUUGAGAAAACGUACCUGAUGCCUGGCGUUGGACUGGAUCGAUUGUCUCCGGCAGAUCGUGCUUCAUUGUUUUUUCAUAAUUCGAAAGUGUCUAGAAGGUGUUUGGUUUGGAGGACGGUCUGCCAAAAAAUAAGCGAGAGAAAGUGCUUGAAAAGAAGCGCCAACCAACAUUCCGCCAAGAGCAAGAAAACUCAUAAAGACGAAGGGCAUGGUCGGAAUGCCGAGUGCUUUAACUUACAGUAGAGAGAAGAAGAGCCCUGCCAUGCCCGGUUCUCCUGUGGAUGCUAAGACUCAUUCCAGAUCAGCCCCCAGCAGCAGCGCCAGCUCCACUAUGCCACCCCUACCUUCUGUCAACCCCAGUGGCCCACGACCGGCCUCUUUUUCCACCACAGCAUUGACCAAUGGGAAUCAUCAUUCCCCACCAACACUGAAUGCAGUGCCAUCUCCACCACAGCGUUACAGCAAUGGACCGUCCUCUUCCUCUUCCUCAUCGCUGGCUAACCAGCAGCUGCCGGCCACCUGUGGGGCACGCCAGCUGAGCAAGCUGAAACGUUUCUUGACCACACUGCAGCAGUUUGGCAACGACAUUUCUCCUGAGAUUGGAGACAGCGUCCGAAGCCUAGUUCUGGCCCUUGUGAAUUCAACAGUUACCAUUGAGGAGUUUCACUCACGACUUCAGGAGGCCACCAACUUCCCCUUACGACCCUUUGUUAUUCCUUUUCUCAAGGCAAACCUCCCUUUGCUGCAGAGGGAGUUGCUCCACUGUGCACGGGCAGCCAAGCAGACCCCAGCUCAGUACUUGUCCCAGCAUGAGCACCUCCUGCUAAGCACCACUCUGGCAUCUUCUCCAGACUCCUCUGAGCUGCUGAUGGAGCCUCCAGAGCCUGGAACCAAGAGACACAGCCCAAGCAGGGCUAAAGAGAACGGUUUCCAUGAACGCCCACCUGUAGCUAUGGAGCCUGCCGCAAAGCGGAUUUGCACCAUUAGCCCAGCUCCCCGACACAGCCCUGCUCACCCAUUGCCACUGACUGCCCAGCUUCACCCAACCCCUCCACCCUUGCAGCAUUACGCCCUGGAUGACAUCGCAGCACCUCACAUCCUGCACCGUGAGCACAGCCAACGUGUUUUGGAGAUCCGCGAACUCAAAGACAGGCCACGACUUCCUGGCACUAAUGGGGGCUACCGUGAGGAGCCAGUGGACCACAGACUGACAGACAGAGAGUGGGCUGAUGAAUGGAGGCAUCUGGACCAUGUGUUGAACUGUAUUGUGGACAUGGUAGAAAAGACACGGCGGUCAGUGAGCGUUCUCAGACGAUGCCAGGAGUCAGAUCGUGAGGAGCUUAACUACUGGAGACGACGUUCGAGCGAGCAGGAAGACCCGCGCAAAGGCGGACCGGCAUCCGCUCCAUUCUCCAAGACGCACAGCCCUCACUCUUCAGAGUCGGACUCUCAGCGUGAUUUUGCUCCACGGCCAGGCUCAGCAUAUGUUACAGAUGAAAUCUGGAGAAAAGCUGAAGAGGCGGUGAAUGAAGUUAAGCGUCAGGCCAUGGAAGAGGUUCAGAAAGCUGUAGCAGAGGCUGAGCAGAAAGCAUUUGAGAUGAUUGCUGCUGAGAGGGCCAAGAUGGAAAAGACUCUGGCUGAGGCCAAGCGGAAGGCUCAAGAAGAUGCCAUCAUGGUCAUUAAUGAACAAGAGGACUCCAGUGAGUGUUGCUGGAACUGUGGCCGCAAAGCUAGCGAGACAUGCAGCGGUUGCAACGCCGCUCGCUACUGUGGGUCUUUCUGCCAGCACAAAGACUGGGAGAGACAUCACCUCAUCUGCAGCCCAGGACUUCAGGCUCAACCCAAACCGGUUUCUGCAAGCAGAGUGGCUGCCGUGGCUACAGCAGCAUCGGCCGCCACCGUCGUGUCUCCUGUUGGUCUGGCUGGGGUCAAAGUUCCCGACAGUGUGCCUUCAGUCUGCAGUCCAGGUGGGGAGAAGGCUUCAGUCGCUUCGCGUUCAUCCACUCCCUCCACCCCUGUCUCGGCCCCUGAGACGAACGGACACUAGGAGGCAAAGGACCUUGGCGGUGCAUGUGUCACCUUCCCUCUUCAAAAACGAGGAAGAACUGAAACAGCAGCAUGAGGGAACUAUUUGUGGGUUAAGUUAGGAUAACAGAUUUUUCAACAUACUCUUUGGCAGAUAAAAAAGGACAGAUUAUGGAUGACUGUUUGAGUGAUAUGUCAACUGGGACUUUGGCUUUGGCAAAGAACAGAAGGACUCCUCUUGAAUGCAUUAAUUGGAUGAACAGAUCUCCCUAGCAGAUGGAAACGUGUUUUUCAUCGUCCAAAAACCAAAAUCUUGGAUGUGUGAGCGGUGGAAAAAAACUGAUUGAUCUCCGUUUGUCUCUGGUGGCAGCGUGGAAGUUAUGAAAGGGAGGCAUACGAGAACAAACACAGGAGAUUAAAGAACAAUGAGGUAUAAAGAUAUUUCCCCCCAUGUACCAAUAUCCUCACUUUGAUGUGUAUAAAUCUAAGCUUGGGAGGAGGUGGUGGUAAUUGUAAACAGUGUAAUAGUACCAGCGCUAAAACAUCUGUCUUCGUCCUGUAGGAAAAAUCUGACCGUAGACCACGGAAGAGCCGUCUCCGCAGCUCCGGUGUAUACAUAAAUAUUUGCUCGCCAACUUCUUGUCAGAUUAUCAUAUGUGUGAAUGUGUGUCAAAGAGUCGUGCUGUCGGUGAAUAUUGUAAAGCAUAUGAUUAUUUUUGUCAAAGCAAUACUGAAAUAUUGUUCAGGUAUUUCAAGACCUUUCUGCAUCACCAAAGUCGCUAAAGAGAAAGUUAUUGUAAUUGCUUGUAACUGUCUUUGUGAAAAAGAGAUAAUACUACACUAACGCCCACACGUCAUAUUUACUUAAAAAAAAAAGUUAAACUCUGGUCAUUACUUUUUUUUUUCCAUUUCCAAUCAUUAGAAGGAACACAGGCAAAGUGAUGGUGGUGGAUCCAGUAAGCACAGAAACAUUCAGUUUGGGCUUUUCUCUGGUUGCAAUUUCACUUUGGCACUUGUUCAUAUCACCAGCUGUGUAUGGCAGGUCAGAUGUUGCUCAGAACACCUCCACCACUGCAAUAUUUGCAUCAGGGAGACAAGAGGAGUAUGUUUUCCAGCACCGUUUCCAACAAAUACAGGUAUUAAGCUAUGAAAACUAAAUCCGUUUCACUUCAGCUGAAAUUUUCACUGAUGCCGACAACGCCGUGGUGAAGGUGCAGAGCGCUGGCUCUGUCCCACAGAGAAUCUCAGGAGCUUAACUGUAUUUGUAUGUACAGACCAUUCUUGUUCUUUUGUCACAACGAAACCUUGUAUAACUUGACGGUUAGGUGAAAGUCAGAUGUUUAGUGAGGAAGUUUGAUUUAUGGUACUCUGCUGUUACAACUGAGACAUGCUUGUUUCCGUUUGUUGUAAGAUGACUUUGUAAAGAAUAUUAUGAGAGAAUGCCUUUAUUUUGUGAGCCACGAUUUUUCCUCUUCAUUCUUUGAACAUGUUUUUUUUGUUAUGAGACAUAACUUCAUAUGGAAAUCAUAUCUUGACAUGAAGUAUGAAAUAAAGAAGUAGAGUUACUUCAAAGAGUU
This is a messenger RNA of Oreochromis aureus, 3638 nucleotides long. It is a transcript of the gene cbfa2t2, whose product is annotated as CBFA2/RUNX1 partner transcriptional co-repressor 2. Gene Ontology annotation, biological process: negative regulation of DNA-templated transcription; DNA-templated transcription. NCBI's taxonomy places the organism in Eukaryota, Metazoa, Chordata, Actinopteri, Cichliformes, Cichlidae. Gene Ontology annotation, molecular function: transcription corepressor activity. The record is from RefSeq and is a predicted model, not a curated record. Gene Ontology annotation, cellular component: nucleus. The transcript has 11 exons. Bases 245 to 2083 code for a protein of 612 amino acids.